Molecule: messenger RNA, 4496 nt
Organism: Carcharodon carcharias (great white shark)
Lineage: Eukaryota; Metazoa; Chordata; Chondrichthyes; Lamniformes; Lamnidae
Exons: 33
Coding region: 75-4268 (1397 amino acids)
Biological process (GO): iron ion transport; antibacterial humoral response
Cellular component (GO): plasma membrane; early endosome; extracellular region
Source: RefSeq, a predicted model, not a curated record
CUGCUGGUUCAGCAAUCAAAUGGUGUACAGUUUCUCCACAAGAGCAAAAGAAAUGCAAUGAUUUGAAAGAACAAAUGGCAGAUGACUUCCCCAAAUUUUCUUGUAUACAGAAGCAAAGUUCUGACAGUUGUGUGACUGCUAUUAAGGAUAGAUUUGCAGAUGCUAUAACUUUGGAUGGUGGAGAUAUAUACAAGGGAGGUCUCUUGCCCCAACCGCGUCUGAAACCGAUUGUAGCUGAAAAUAUUACAGGGGAGUCCUGCUACUAUGCUGUAGCCGUGGUAAAGAAAGGAAGCGGUAUUACAAUCAAUACUUUGAGGGGCAAGAAAUCCUGCCACACUGGUCUGGGUAAAUCUGCUGGUUGGAAUAUCCCGAUAGGAACCAUUAUAGAACGCAAUCCAAACCAAUGGAAUAAAGAGGACCCUAUUGAAACAUUUGUGGAAAAGUUCUUUUUGUCCAGCUGUGUUCCAGGAGCUUCUUCUAAAUUCCCUAAGCUGUGCGCACUGUGUAAAGGAUCUGGAUCAAAUCGCUGCCAGCGAUCACACCUUGAACCCUACUACGAUUAUUCAGGUGCAUUUCAAUGUUUGAAGGAUGGUGCUGGAGAAGUGGCCUUUGUGAAACAUACCACAGUGCCAGCUACUGAGAAGGCAAACUAUGAGCUCCUGUGCCUAGAUGGUAGCACACAGCCAAUCAAUAACUACAAGCAAUGUCACUGGGCAAGAGUGCCAGCUCAUGCAGUGGUGGUGAGAAGCGAUUCUGUUGAUGAUAAAAAGAAUGAAGAGAUUUGGAGAUUCCUUUCAUUAGCUCAGCAAAAAUUUGGGCCGCACAGUCAGAGAUCAUUUAAACUCUUCAAUUCCGACAAAUAUAAACGCAAAGACUUGAUGUUUAAAGACUCAACAGAAGAGCUGAUUCAUCUUCCCAAAGAAACCGAUUACCUUCUGUAUCUCGGCACUAACUAUGCAAGUGCUCUAAAAGCUAUUCGAAAAGAGAGCGGUAGCUUGAGUUCUAAGAUACGCUGGUGCACCAUUGGGGAGCCUGAAAAGAGGAAGUGCGACACAUGGACAGCAGUAAACUGCGUCGAGGGCCUCAAUGCUGAGGACUGCAUCAAACAAAUCACGUCUGGUGUUGCUGAUGCAGUAAGCCUUGAUGGUGGGCAAGUAUAUGUUGGAGGAAAAUGUGGCCUCGUCCCAGUCAUGGCAGAAUAUUAUAACAAAAAUGAUCUUACUCCAUGCUCAAAAAGUAACAUAAUACCCUCUUACUAUGCCGUGGCGGUUGUAAAGAAUUCACAACUGAACUGGGAGUCGCUAAGAGGGAAGAAAUCCUGUCACACAGGUGUUGGGCGGACUGCUGGGUGGAACGUUCCCAUGGGGCGCCUGAUUAAAAAGGAUAAAAUCAGAGCUUGUGAUGUUUAUAACUCGACCUAUUUUGGUGAAAGUUGUGCUCCUGGGGCAGAUAAGAAUCUUUACCCCAAACUGUGCUCCCUGUGUAUCGGUACCAGAAAAAGCCUGCAUGUAGAAAACAAAUGUGAUGCCAACAACAAUGAACAGUACUUCGGCUACAGCGGUGCCUUCAGAUGCCUGGUGGAAGUGGGUGAUGUGGCUUUUGUUAAGCAUACUACUGUGCUCGAGAACACUGAUGGAAAUGGACAGCUUGAUUGGAAUAGGAAUCUGCAGUCUUCUAAUUAUCGCCUCUUAUGCAAGGAUGGUACCACAGCUCCAGUCAACCAAUACAUUAACUGCAAUCUGGCUAAUGUCCCAGCACAUGCUGUUAUGACACGACCAAAUAUGAAAGAGCAAGUUCUCAAACUGCUGAAAAGUGAACAGCUGAAACACGGCCGUAAGGGAUCCGAAGUAGCUACGUUCAACCUGUUCAGCUCAGAACGUUUUUCGGGGAAGGACCUCCUUUUUAAGGACUCCACUCAGUGCCUCGUUGAAGUCCCUGUCACUGAUUACAAAGGCUUCUUGAGUAGCAGUUACAUUACUGCAUUGGAAGGGCUCUACUCCUGUAAAGUCCCUGUAGAUAAACAUCAAAGCCCCAAUCACAUACUUUAUAAAGGAGGGAAGGAGCACCAAAGUUUUAUCGCAAGCCUGCUGCAGAGUUGGUUGGUGACAGAAACUGUUCUCAGUUCUUUCAGUCCACAGAUUGGCAGGAUGAUUUUACCCUACACUGUUAUACUAUCGGGAAUUAUUUCCUUUUCAUUUGCCAAUAUCCCAAACAUCAAAUGGUGUACAACCUCCAAUGUAGAAUUAUUAAAAUGCAAUGAUUUGAGAAAUGCAACGAUUGAUGAGCCCUUCGAAUUCCAAUGUAUAAUGAAGGACACCGAUGAAACCUGUCUGACUGCUAUCAAGCGUGGAGAAGCAGAUGCCAUAGCUGUGGAUGGUGGAGAUAUAUACAAGGGAGGUCUCUUGCCCCAACCACGUCUGAAACCGAUUGCAGCUGAGAAUACUACAGGGGGCUCUUGCUACUAUGCUGUAGCAGUGGUAAAGCAAGGGAGUGACUUCGGGUUCAAACAGCUGAAGGGCAAAAAGUCCUGCCACACUGGCCUAGGUAAAUCUGCUGGCUGGAUCAUCCCGAUAGGAACCAUUCUGAAACAUAACCUAACAUCUUGGGAUGGAGUGACCCCUGUUGAAAAAGUUGUGGAAAAUUUCUUCUCUUCCAGCUGUGUCCCAGGUGCCAGCCCGGCCUUCCCUAAUCUGUGUGCACUGUGUAAAGGAACAGAUGGGGAUCACUGCAAGCGAUCACACGUUGAGCCCUACUACGAUUAUUCAGGAGCAUUUCAAUGUUUGAAGGAUGGUGCUGGAGAAGUGGCCUUUGUGAAACAUACCACAGUGCCAGCCGCUGAGAGAAAAAAUUAUGAGCUCCUGUGCCUAGAUGGUACCAGGAAGCCAAUUGAAAAAUACAAGGAAUGUUAUUGGGCAAAAGUGCCAGCUCAUGCUGUGGUGGUGAGAAGCGGGGCUGUUAAUGAUGAGAAGAAUGAGGCGAUUUGGAGAUUCCUUUCAAGAGCUCAGGAAUUAUUUGGGCCGUUGAGUCAAAUGUCUUUCAAUAUCUUCGAUUCAACAAAUUAUGAAGAAAAGGACUUGAUGUUUAAAGAUUCAACAGAGAACCUCAUUCAGCUCCCCAGUGGGAUGGAUUCCCUUCUGUAUCUUGGCAUUGAAUAUGCAAAUGCUAUAGAGUCUCUUAUAAGUGAGAAAAACAGUGCCUUGAAUCCUUGUAAGAUACGCUGGUGUACUACUGACAACCUUGAACAACAGAAGUGUAACAGCUGGGGGGCAGUAAAUUGCGUUAUGGGCCUCAGCGCUGAAGACUGCAUCAAAAAGAUUAUGUUUGGAGAUGCUGAUGCAGCAAGUUUUGAUGGAGGAGAGGUCUAUGUUGGAGGAAAGUGUGGCCUUGUCCCAGUCAUGGCAGAGUACUAUAACAAAGCUGAUCUUGAACCAUGCAAAUCCACAACAGUGAACAGCAAAAUACCCUCCUACUUUGCUGUGGCAGUUGUAAAGGAUCCACAACUGAACUGGGAAAAGCUGAGAGGGAAGAAAUCCUGCCACACAGCUGUCGGGCGGACCGCUGGCUGGAAUGUGCCCAUGGGGCUCCUGACUGCGCAGGGAAAAAUCGGUGCUUGUGACAUUUAUAAUUCGACAUAUUUCAGUGAGAGCUGUGCCCCUGGAGCGAAUGCUGCCCUGCACCCCAAGCUGUGCUCUCUGUGUAUCGGUAGUCAAGGUCAAGGUACAAUGCCGCCAACAGACAGGUGUGUGGCCAACAGCAAUGAGAGGUACUACAGCUACAGCGGUGCCUUCAGGUGCCUGGUGGAAGCGGGUGACGUUGCUUUUGUUAAACAUACCACCGUGCCUGAGAACACUGACGGUAACGGAAGGGCUAACUGGAAUCAUAAUCUGCUUUCUUCGAAUUAUUACCUCUUGUGCAAAAAUGGCAGCACAGUCCCAAUUGAUCAAUUCAUGACCUGUCACCUAGCUGAUGUCCCAUCACACGCUGUUAUGACACGACCAGAUAAGAGGGAAACAGUUGUCAAACUGCUGAAAAGUGAACUGGAGAAACAUGGUCGUGGUGGAUCCGAGGAAAGCACUUUCGCAAUGUUCAACUCAGUGCUGUUUUCAGGGAAGGACCUCCUUUUUAAGGAUUCUGCUCAGUGCCUCAUUGAAGUUCCCGUCACUGAUUACAAAAGCUACCUGGGUGACAGCUACAUCAAAAUAAUGGAAGGACUCCAGUCCUGUGAACCUCUUGAGCUUGUGGAAGCUUGUUCCUUUGAAAACUGUUGAGCCUCACAGCGAUGACCUAACCAACAUUUCCACACAAUGGCUUGGAAUUCUUCCAUCCUCCCCACUGAUGCCUGUCCAAUUAAAAUGAUGUUCCGGUUACACCUGCCAAAAUAGUUUUCUGCACUUAAUAAUAGAUUAACUGCAGGUUUGAUGAGCUAUAUAUCACAACUGAUAUCUAAAAGCAAGUUGAUUUUGUUUCUGCAACACAAAAUAAAAUUUGUGUGGUAA